AUGGCGACAGCAGCACCUUCACCCCUGGCCAGCUCAAGAGAGAAGACAAAUGGUAACAAGCUGAGAAGACUGCUUAUUGAUGGUGGAACAACAGCACUGAGGAAUAUUUUUCAAUAUUUUCACCCUCCUGCCAACUUAGCCUCUGAUCUCAAGUCCAAUUACUCCAUUCUUAACAACCUUUUGCGUAGAAGAGUACUAAAUGGCCAUCAGUGGGACAAACUCUUCCCCUCUGGUGGAGGGCUACCAGACUCCAACACGUUUGACAUCACUCUUCUGUUCCUCCUACUAACCAACAUUUGUGGUUUAUCCCCUCCCCUGGCAGGAUGGCACACCAAGCCAUCCCCUGGUGAUAACUCUCUUGAGGCUAACCUUGCUCGCGUUAAGUUCUUCCGGAAUGAGCUAUAUGGUCACGUGACGUCCACGGGGGUUGAUGCGACAUCUUUCUCUACAUUUUGGCAUGAAAUAAGCACCACUCUUUAUUCGCUCGGUUUAGAUCAAGCUGAGAUUGACAGACUGAAGGCAGAGCAUGGAGGAGAGGAAGAUUACCUUGAUGCCUUAAUUGAGUGGGCUGACUUUGAAGGAGACAUAAAAAAGCAGUUGAAGGACAUCCACCAGACGCAACUUAAUUUCAGUAAAACAGUUGAAGAUGGCACUUUAAAGAUGGAAGAGCUACGUCAAGCCUUAAGCAAAACUCAGGAUGUCGUAGAUGAAGCAGUGGAAAUAGAACUCACAGGACAACAAGAGAUGAGGGCAGCACAGUCACGUUUAGAGGGAGUGUGCGAGUCCCAAGACGAAAUUCGUGCGUCAAUUCAGGAGGUAAAAGAGGAAGUAAAAAGCUUGACGAAAAAGAGAAACGAGCAGGCAGAUGAAGUGCUAAGAACUCUUGUGAAGUCGGAAUUCAAAAGAGACAUAGAAUUUCAUGCAAACAAAUUCCAGGAAGGAACUCGUGAGUGGAUCUUCAAAAGCAUUGAAGACUGGUUAGAUGACCGAGCAUCGCCACGUCGGGUAAUGGUAAUCAGUGGAAAUCCAGGGAUGGGAAAGACUGUUAUCUCCGCUGUUGUUUCGCAAAGACUGCAAAAGGUUGGAAGACUCUCGGGAAGCCACUUUUGUCAGCAUAACAAUUCAAGGUACCGAGAUCCGCGUUUAAUGCUCCAGUCUUUGGCCUGUCACUUGUGUCAAGCGAUGCCAAGUUACAAAGAUACUCUGGAAGAACAGCUGUCAAGAAAUCUGGGUAAAGACCUCAACAACAUGGGUGUAGAAGAACUGUUUGCGUUGCUGUUCAAAGAGCCUCUAAGCACAGUACAAGAUCCUGGAAGAAACACCCUAAUAGUUAUAGAUGGCCUCGAUGAAAGCGAGUACCAAGGACGCAAUGAGCUUCUACAUGUAAUCAGUAACCACUUUUCUAUGCUUCCAGUUUGGAUUAGCAUUUUGAUCACAACUCGUCCAGAGAGGAGCAUAACAGAGGCAUUGCGACAUUUAGAGCCUAUUGAGCUUGAACAAAAGCGUGAGGAAAACUUAAAUGACAUUCAAACCUUGUUUGAAAAUCAACUCGGCAACAAAAUUGGAGAAGAGCAUAAAGAUGUUCUCUUAAAAGAGCUGGUUAAGAAAUCAGAAGGCCUGUUUAUUUACGCUUAUUUUAUAGUGGAUUUUGUCCAAAAGAAUGUUUCAAUUCUCACCCCUGAUCAGCUGGAAAGCGUAUUGCCUUCAGGUAUUUCAUCUGUUUACUUGUCCUAUUUCAAACGGUUAGAGAAUGAACUUUGCAAAGAGCUUAAUGCAGAUGAGGAACAUUUUUUGCGUUUCCUGUGUGCAUUGACAGCUUCAAGAGAACCAUUACCAGUAGAAUUCAUUGCCAAAAUUCUAUACCCUGGAGAAAAGUCUUUGACCGCGCAGCGAAAAGUUAACAAAGCAAUAUGUUGCAUCUCUACACUGUUACCAGUUCGCGAGGGUCGUCUUCACUUUUUUCACAAGUCAAUUAAGGACUGGAUAACAGCAUCAUCGCCCUAUGAACAACAUGAUUUCACCGUGGACGAGAAAGAAGGUCAUGACGUCCUUUCGGAUCUUUGUGCUUCUGAACUCGAUAGCAUCAAGCGAAAAGGGGUUCAUGGCAGACAGUUCACCAAUACUGAAAGUUAUGCUUUGAUUCAUACUGUCCAGCACAUGCUUGAGGCCAAUGAUGGUCAUGAAUGGACUGACGGUUCAGGGAACAUGGGUGGUACAUCCAAUCAGGUAUACCAGUAUGUGACGGACCUAGAGCUUAUGUACGCAAAACUCUGUGUAAAUAGAACAUCUGCCGCGGAGGAUCUCUUCCGUAUUUGCAACGAACAUUCGGGUAUACUGAAUGAACAAAGACAUUCAAUUGCAACACUCUAUAAUGUUCUAAGAAAACAUUAUUAUAUGUUGCUAGAUCACCCUCACCUAUUUUUCCAAUGUUUGGUUAACGAAGGGAUUCCUGUAUUAUCGUCUGCAGCAGCAAGUAUCGUCGAAUCAUCUUUCCCCACAAUACCCUACAUGAAAAACCUAGAUAGUAAGGAACAGACGGAAUCAGAGCAAGCAAGGUUCUACUGUUCAGAUAAAAUCGCUUGUUCGAUGUUUCACCUAAAUUGGAUUACAUAGUAUGCGAGUGUCGAGACGAAACAAUCCAUCUGUUUUCCCUGCAGACUGGUAUCAAAGUAUGGGUUCGACGAUCACUAAUAACAAGAGAGUAUGGUUUCAGAAAUGCAAAUGUGAGUGGUGCAUAUCAUCAGAUAGGGCAUUUUUUGUCAUUUUAUCAUUCUGUCAUCUUUCAUCCAAAUGGGAGGUCGGUACUACCUGGAACUCUUCGAUAUGUUUACACCUUAAGUGGAGAGAAAGAAGACCUUUUUCCAGAAAGUGACUGUACAUUCUCAAAAUGUGUUGUACGUUCUCCCGUCGACAAGAACGUCAUUAUCACACAUUGCCCGACGCAGCCAAAGCGGAUUAACUUUUGGGAUAUGGAAAAUGGCCGAAACUUUUUAUCUAUCGAUUUCAGUAAAGACAUUUUUUCCUUUGCCGUUUCUGACGAUGGGUCGUUGAUUGCUGUUUCGGUAAUGGAUGAUUAUGAUACAAUUACUAUAUUAAACUUAAAAGAAAACUCUCGUUUAAAUAUCAUCUCCUCCGGAGAACAAAGAGCUUGUGGAUUCUUGCGCUUUACAUCCGAUCAAAACACGCUUGUUUAUGGCUUUCAAUAUUCUACUUGCGCAGAUGAAGCUUCUUGCCUCUACUGCGAAAGCGCUUAUAACGGAAUACCUGGGUUUAAUUUUAUUACACCUUUAAAUAACAUUCAUCUACCUGGAAAAAAGAAGGAUCUGGAAGAAGCAGAAUUUAAACCCUUCGUCUUGUGGCCUCGUGUUCUAUCAGGCGCUUUGACGAAAAAUGAUUUUACGGAGCAGAACAAGAGCUCUUCCUGGUUAAAAAAAAUUCAGAGAAGGAUGCCAAAUUUAUUUGCGGGUUUCUCCCUCAGACUUGACGAUGAAACAGUAUUAGCUGGCAGCCCGGAGCACAGCUAUGUUAUGAUGUUAAAUGUUGGCAUACUUCAGAGUGAGUCUGAUUUCACGGACACGAAGAGAAUAAUCGACUUGCAUAAAAGAGAAAUUGUAUUUUCUCUGGAAGGAGAUACGAUCUACUUCAUUAUUUCUGAAAAAUCCAUGUUCUUGUCAUCUCCUCCUUCUUCAAUCACUGUCUGGAGAAUGUCAACUCGAGAAAUCCUGACGUCAAAGACAUUCUCUAGUCCUACAUCUAUCGCUCCAAUGAAGACAGGUGUCGUACUCGUUACUAGAGAAAAACCGCGGAUAGUAGCAGAACUGUGGAAUUUCGAUCUGUCUGAGUGUAAUCAACGUAUUGUGGAACUUACUUCUAAGACUGCUAAGCUAUACAGAGUUAACAUGUUCCCUGUAUCCGAUAGUCGGAUAGCAUUCUUUUACCACCCGAGAUCAUACGAAUUAAAAUGCAUCAGAAGCUCACAAAACCGGGAGGAAAACAAACAAUCGUCCAAAGCAGAUUUGUUAGAAUGCUCAGAUGGUAACAUCGAUUGCGUUGACUUCAUAGACGUCACCAACCUUGGAGGAAAGCUUAUUUCCUCGCUAAGGAUCAAAGCCGCUGACGUUAACGAAAGCUUAGACUGCAUCUCUUGCAGUAGCAGUUUAAGCCAAGUGCUGGUUUGUAGUUCCAGGGUCAUAAUGAUUGGAAAUCACGGACUUGUAGACAAGGAGAAUGUAACAUUGAGUUUGAGGAAUGAAGGUAUCACAAGAUGGGAAAGACACACGACAUUUUCUGCCGAUUCAAUGCACCUGUUCAACCCAGACAUGAUUUUUUCACCCAAAAAUGAUUAUGUAGUCACGUGGAACACUCUCGACGCGGGCCAAGGUAUACACGUUCUUCAGGCGGAAACUGGAGAGACAUUGCACGUCUUUCUUAGAGACCAGAAAGAUAUUGUUCAAUGUAAGUUUUUAGAUGAUGAAUCUCUGGUAUGCUGCAGUGAGGACAACUUCCUUCGACUGUAUAAUAUCAGAACCGGAGAUCUACUAAGUAUUUUAGACAUUGGUGAGCGACCGCUCUGUUUGGGAGUCUGUUUGUACCAGCCUCUUGUUGUCAUUGGUUUGUCCGAGACAAGAAUAAAAUUCGUCCACGUACAUUUGCCAACAGAAUCUAAAAAGAAGAAAUAA
Molecule: messenger RNA, 4679 nt
Organism: Porites lobata
Lineage: Eukaryota; Metazoa; Cnidaria; Anthozoa; Scleractinia; Poritidae
Source: the annotation of a GenBank genome assembly